Messenger RNA from Cladocopium goreaui, 1521 nucleotides. NCBI's taxonomy places the organism in Eukaryota, Dinophyceae, Suessiales, Symbiodiniaceae. The record is from the annotation of a GenBank genome assembly.
AUGGGCAAUGCAACGGGCGCCUUCGAAGAUUCAGCCUGUUGCUCGGGUGUGGUUCACUGGCUACGACUACCUUUCACGCAAGGUGACCUUUUGGUCACUGGUUUUCCGCGUCGUAGCAAUGGCAGCGCCAAUGGUGCGUAUGCCAUACGGGGAGAACACCACGGCCGGCCUGUCUUCCAACGCAUCGGCAGCAAAGGACCCUUCAUCUACUUCUGGGAUGAUCGAGAUGGUGAGAGCUGGUGUGGCUGGUGGCUGGGUCCCAUCCUGGGAGGCGCUGAAGUUUGGGGUUAUCAUCCCAAGGAGGAUAUGAUGCCACCUGAGUAUGGCUGGCGAUCUCCUUGGCAUGGCGAAGACAGCAAGGUCAUUCGAAUGUCUGUGUCUGGACGUGUCUCGCUGCUGGAGGUACGUCCCAAGAAGAAGGAGGUGGUCCCAAAGUGGAUCGCAGAACCUGGUUUUGGCGAGGCCUUGACAGAAGAUGCCCAGCUUCUGCAGAGUUGUUGCAUUUGCCUAGAGCCUCUCUGGAACGCAGAACCCAGCGUUUUCCUGACGAAUUUGCAACGUCUUUGUCCUCACUACUUUUGCAGCCAAUGUGCCAAGAGGAUUGUGGUGGAACAAACCAGCCUCGGCCUGCAGCCCUUUAAGGAGGACAUGCAAAUCGCAUUUCUCGACGGACUGGCCUCCGUGCUGGAUGCCAAGGGCGGAAGACUGGGUGAUCUAGUGUGGACUGAAACUGCUCGACGUUUGACGGACGGAGAGCUCUACCUGGUGUUUUCGCAGUUGGAACUAUUGGUCGAGUUGGAGGUGGGGAUGGAAUUCAGGCGAUGUCAAGACCAAGCCUUGGUCUUGCAGAAAGGUGUUCUCUUCGGUUGCUUGCUGCUGCUCCAGGGCCGUUCCUUGCGACGGGUCCAUCCUGAGGAGCUUUCAAUUGAAGGCUUGGACCAUGCGGUGGUUCAACCUGGCACUCUGAUCCCGCUGCGUCGAAGGUUCGUGGUCUACAAGGGUGGCGAAAUCCAGUUCUGGCGAUGCCAGCGCUGUUCCUUCGAGAAUUCUUCCAGCGAUUUCGGGUGCAAGCUUUGUGGGUCUCCGCCCAGUUGCCCUCAGGACUUACCCCAAGAAGGUCGACGCUUGGGUCUUGCCGGUGUGGCGGCGUUGAGGUCCCGUUUCGCCAUGCGACCGCAAUUGCACUGGGCCGUGCAGUUGAAGUGCCCGUUGUGCCGCAUCGCUGCGGUCGCCUUGGUGGUUCCUGUGCCGCUGCUGGACCAGGCUCCGAAAGAGUGGUUUGACUUGGUGUCCCAACAGAAGUCAACCAUUUCUCAGUCCGACUUGGCGCAAGGUCUUUCGGUGAUCCUCCCCCUGUCUGUCGACCGUUUGGGUGUCGAAGUCCAACGUCGCUUCGGGCACUUGGUCUGGCCCUUGACCUUCGAUGACUUCCUGGGGGAGGGUGGCCCCGCGCAGUGGGCCUGCCGUCAGCUACACGCACUGCGGAGCGGACGCCAUGCACAAGUGGCAGAGGAGGUGUGA